This is a messenger RNA of Jatropha curcas, 2156 nucleotides long. RefSeq names its product Plant invertase/pectin methylesterase inhibitor superfamily. Gene Ontology annotation, biological process: cell wall modification. Gene Ontology annotation, molecular function: pectinesterase activity; enzyme inhibitor activity. NCBI's taxonomy places the organism in Eukaryota, Viridiplantae, Streptophyta, Magnoliopsida, Malpighiales, Euphorbiaceae. The record is from RefSeq and is a predicted model, not a curated record.
UCACUCUCACUCACCCACAGCCAAUAGGCAGUACAGGUAGUAGAGGCCAGCUAUUUUGCCUCUCUCUCGACAUGGACUACACACCAACCUCUAUUACUCUCUCUUCCUCGCUCUAACCCCACACAUCCAUUGUAUUUAUAUAAACCCACCUCUUCUACACUUGCCUCAAUCUUCUUUUAUUUAUGCAUACGUACAAACUUCAAUUUCUUUAUAAAAAUUCCACAUUCUGUCACUAGAAAUGAAAACACCGCACUAUGGGAGGCUCGGACCGGCAGAGCCUGGUGGCUCCUCUCGCCAUCUCGACCAACCGGAAUACGCCACUUCACAACCCUCUCGUCGGAAAAAGAAGAUUAUUCUUCUUUCCCUCCUCUCCCUUGCCUUAAUCAUCGCCUCCGCAGUCUCGGCCACGCUACUAAUCGGACUACGAACGCGUGCUUCGGGCCAACCAGGCCCGGCUUUGGACCGGAAACCAACCAAGGCAAUAUCUAAAGCUUGUAGGAAAACUCGGUUCCCGACUCUUUGUGUUAACUCGUUACUUGACUUCCCUGGUUCUACGACUGCCUCAGAAAAAGACCUCGUCCACAUUUCCUUUAAUAUGACUUUGCAGCACUUUAGCAAAGCUCUAUACCUCUCAUCGGCGAUCUCUUAUCUCCAGAUGGAUACACGUGUACGGUCAGCGUAUGAGGACUGCCUAGAGCUCCUUGACGAUUCUGUAGACGCGCUUUCUCGUUCUCUCUCCACCGUAGCGCCGCCGAUUGACGGGAACACUGGACAGAUACAGUCGGCCGGUGGAUCAACUGAAGACGUGGUGAAUUGGCUCAGUGCCGCGUUGACUAAUCAGGACACCUGUACUGAGGGAUUCGCAGACUUGAAUGGUGCUGUCAAAGAACAGAUGACCGUUAAAUUGAAAGACUUGUCCGAGUUAGUAAGUAACUGCUUGGCGAUUUUUUCGGCGAGUGACGACGACGAUUUCUCGGGUGUGCCGAUACAGAACCGACGCAGAUUGAUGGUUGCCGAAAUCUCGGGGAAUAAUGCCGAUGAAUUGCCGAGUUGGUUGGGAAGGAGAGAAAGGAGAUUGUUGGACAUGCCGGUUUCGGCGAUACAAGCCGAUAUAAUCGUUUCACAAUAUGGGAACGGUACGUACAAGACGAUAACGGAGGCGAUUAAGAAGGCUCCUGAGUAUAGUAAUCGGCGAACUAUAAUCUACGUAACGGCAGGAAGGUACGAAGAGAAAAUCUUGAAAGUGGGAAGGAAAAAGAGGAAUUUGAUGUUCAUCGGAGAUGGGAAGGGCAAAACAAUAAUUUCGGGUGGAAAAAGCAUUUUCGAUAACAUAACAACAUUCCACACUGCCACCUUCGCUGCAACUGGAGCUGGAUUUAUUGCUCGUGACAUGACAUUUGAGAAUUGGGCUGGUCCAUCUAAGCAUCAGGCGGUUGCUCUCAGAAUCGGUGCAGAUCAUGCGGUUGUGUAUCGGUGCAACAUUAUUGGGUACCAAGACACACUCUAUGUGCAUUCAAAUCGCCAAUUCUUUCGAGAAUGUGAUAUUUAUGGCACCGUAGACUUUAUAUUUGGCAAUGCAGCUGUAGUCUUUCAAAACUGCAGCAUUUAUGCCCGAAAGCCCAUGGCUUUCCAGAAAAACACUAUAACUGCCCAAAAUCGUAAAGAUCCUAAUCAAAAUACGGGCAUAUCCAUCCAUGCUUGUCGGAUCCUCGCCACCUCCGAUCUUGAAGCAUCCAAAGGUAGCUUCCCGACAUAUCUUGGCCGUCCGUGGAAAUUAUACUCUAGAGUUGUCUACAUGUUAUCGUACAUGGGUGAUCACAUUCAUCCAAGAGGGUGGCUAGAGUGGAAUACAACAUUUGCACUUGAUACAUUAUACUAUGGUGAGUACAUGAACGAUGGGCCGGGCGGGGCGCUUGGGCAACGGGUGAAAUGGCCGGGUUAUCGGGUCAUCACAUCAACUGUUGAAGCAAGUAAGUUCACCGUAGCAGAAUUUAUUUAUGGAUCAUCGUGGUUGCCUUCAACUGGAGUGGCAUUUUUAGCUGGGCUAUCAGUUUAAGCAACACCUUGUAACAUAAAAUUAAAAACAAUUAUAAAGUCUCCUACCAUGUCUUUAAUAAUUGAAUGCAAGUAUAAUUUUUCUAUUCUAUUUUUUUGCA